Molecule: messenger RNA, 583 nt
Organism: Erigeron canadensis
Lineage: Eukaryota; Viridiplantae; Streptophyta; Magnoliopsida; Asterales; Asteraceae
Product: protein GL2-INTERACTING REPRESSOR 1-like
Exons: 2
Coding region: 128-460 (110 amino acids)
Source: RefSeq, a predicted model, not a curated record
CGUCUCUCUCUUUCUUUCUCCCUCUCUCUCUUGUUAUUUUUCUUGUUCGAUCUCAAGGAGUUGCCAAUUUGAAGGUGUUUUUCUUCGUAGAGACGUACGUACAUCCGAAUUAAGGUGAAAUUGGAAGAUGAGUCGAAGAAACGGUGGUGGAGGUCCCAAGCUUGACUUGAAGCUAAAUCUUUCUCCACCAACACGUCGUAGACCAAUAAUGAUUGAAUCGCCAAACGAAUCAGCCACGGUUUCUCCUACGAACUCUUGUUUGUCGUCGGAGCUUGUUCAUGAUGAGACAGGCCUCCACUACUCAACAAGCCCAGAAGCGACGUCUAUGAUGUUGGUCGGUUGUCCUCGAUGCCUUAUGUAUAUUAUGCUUUCCGAGGAAUACCCUAAGUGCCCUAAAUGCAAGAGCACUGUUUUACUUGACGUUGUUCAAAACAACGUCAAGAAAACAAAAAAUAGUUAAAAUAAAAUAAGUUUUAAACUUUUAGAAGCUAGUAGCAGAUUAUUUUACUUUAAUGUACGUGUAAUGUUGUUUAACCUCCAUUAAAUUUCACUUUGUAAUUCAUGAAGACUUUAUGCAAAUUGA